This is a messenger RNA of Histoplasma mississippiense, 1296 nucleotides long. RefSeq lists its product with no specific name. The coding region runs from base 1 to 1296 and encodes 431 amino acids. NCBI's taxonomy places the organism in Eukaryota, Fungi, Ascomycota, Eurotiomycetes, Onygenales, Ajellomycetaceae. The record is from RefSeq and is a predicted model, not a curated record. The transcript is spliced from 2 exons.
AUGUAUCGCCUUUGCAUUGCCUUGAUUGGUCAUAGUCUGCGGGAAAUCCCCGCAGUGUAUAACUUUGGUGUUCUUCAGUUCCAGAACGGCAAUAUUAACCAUCUGGCCGCCAUUGUGAUACACCCAUCUAACAUCGCUCCCCUCUGCAGUAAAGACGUCAGAUCCUCCGCCCCAAAGACUCUUCCUGGCGACGGCAGUUCAAAGCCUUUACUGGAUUCGGUUCCACAGGCAGGCUUAUUGGAGCCAGCGUUGGAUCAGGAUACAUGGCAUGGACGAGAAUGGUCCCGAAGUAGUCAGGGUGAUGAUGACCCUCUGCCCUUGGAUCCACCGAUCGUGCUAGACUCUGAUGACAACACUACGGACGGGUCCAGUGUUGACAGCGACUUCACAUCUCCGGCCAAACGAGACAGUUCCGGCCGUGCAACAUCUAUAUCUUGCUCUCCCAAAGCUGGUGGAAGAGUAGAAGCCGGCACUGGCAUCGCCGGUGGACGUUCUACUCCCCUCAAGAGACGCCCCUGGGCCAGUGUCAUGCACCCCAUGAUCGCGGUCGAAGUGCCGGUUGUCGCGGAUCGCCUCGAAGAAGACAUAUCAAGCUCGAUGCAGUACGAGAACGGGCUAGGCAGCCGACAGGACCGUAAGCUUCCCGGGGAAAUCGUUCAGUGUGUUGAAGACGACACAACCAUGUCCGACACAAGUAGCUCGAGCGGGCACUCCGACGACAUGGAUGACGACUACCGUGCGAGCAGCGAAGAGGAUGGCCCAACGAAGCCGCCACCGAAGCGUCGCAGGCUAUCCGGCGCUGUGGCGCGCCGUCUUCCGUCUCAGACCCAAAGAGCAGCCGCUGCAGGUCGUGAUGUCGAACGGGUAGACAGCAGGGUGCGAAAGACGGCUCCGAAGGACAGUUCCACGACUCCCCGGAACACAGGUCAUGGGCCGGACACGCACUCCCAUUCAUGGCCUCCCAGUGAUGUCGAGCGGCCUAGUUGCCCCAUUCCGUUGUUGGCCCCAGGGGAGGCUCUGAUGCUUUCAUCUGCGGUGGCCCAAGUCGUUUUCGAGAUGGUCAGAGGCUGUUCAAUGACCACCUCAGAUCUCGCGGGCGAGCCGACAGCCGCGGCUGACACCAAAAACGGCGAACGGACGGUUGAUCUGAACAGGAAAAGAUGUCGCUGGACUGGGGGGGAGGACGACCGCUUAAUGGCCCUGAAGAAGGAUGGCUUCUCUUGGCCGGAGAUCGGGGAGCGGUUUCCACAGAGACGACUCAGCUCCUUGCGGCAGCGAUGGUAUACAAAACUUUAG